Molecule: messenger RNA, 4424 nt
Organism: Mus pahari (shrew mouse)
Lineage: Eukaryota; Metazoa; Chordata; Mammalia; Rodentia; Muridae
Gene: Elf4
Product: E74 like ETS transcription factor 4
Exons: 9
Coding region: 537-2513 (658 amino acids)
Biological process (GO): regulation of transcription by RNA polymerase II; cell differentiation
Cellular component (GO): nucleus
Molecular function (GO): sequence-specific DNA binding; DNA-binding transcription factor activity, RNA polymerase II-specific
Source: RefSeq, a predicted model, not a curated record
GUGUGCUGUGUGUGUCUCCAGUGCGAUUUCCCCUUUCUCUUGCUAGCCUCGGCGCAGCUCACCAGAGGCUCGCGCCCCCCUCCCCGUCAGCGGGUGCCCCCCGCCGCCCUUCCCUCGGUGCGGCCUCCCGGGAACCUCGGGACUCCCGUCACACCACCGGCACCCCGAUUCCUCUUCAUCCGGGGCGCCGCCGUCUCACCUGGGGCUCGCAUCUCGCUCGCCCUCCAACUUUGCCAUUGGCGGCGGCGGCGGCGGCGGUGGGACGUGUGGGAGAAGCCCAGCGCCUCGCCCGGCCGCCCGCCCGCCCGGACCAGCCUGCCCCGGCGCCGAGGUUGCUCUUGUGGUUGGCAUAGCCCAGCAUGCAGUCUUGAACCUGGCAUAGGCCACACCCACUCCAACUCUGGUUAUCCUCCCCGGAGGCUCAGAGAAGGCACUAGAUUGAUCCUAACAUACCCGAAUAACAUCUGUUCGACAACAAACCACCGUAGCUCCAGGGAGCCGGGGGAAUCUCAUUGUCGGCCCUGGCAGAAGCCAGUAUGGCUAUUGCUCUGCAGCCCAGUGAUCUGGUCUUCGAGUUUGCAAGCAACGGGAUGGAUGAUAUCCACCAGCUGGAAGACCCUUCAGUGUUCCCAGCUGUGAUCGUGGAGCAGGUCCCAUAUCCUGAAUUAGUGCAUCUGUGCUCAGGACUGGAUCUGGAUGAGGUCCACAAUGGCAUCAUAAGGGACAGGACCUUGUGCAUGACACAGGAUCAGAUUUUAGAAGGCAGCAUUUUGCUGACAGAUGACAAUGUAUCCACCUCAAAUAAUGUGUCAUCCACUGAAGUCCUAUUCAAUGUGGCAACUCCCAGUGAUGUCCUGGAUGAGAAGCAGAUCUUCAGCACAUCGGAAGUGCUUCCAGACUCUAACUCUGUUCAGGCCAUCAAUCUACCCAACUUCCUGCUUUCUACCCCCGAACCUGAUGAACCUGAUGACCUGAAGAAGACAAGUGAUGCUGGUGACCCAAAGGAGCAUUCUGAGGAGGAGAAGGUCUCCAGAGAAGAAAAUCUUAGGAAUGUUGGGAAGUCACGGAAGAGAAACCGAAAGACUAAGAACAACCGAAGUACCUCACCUGUCACUGACCCUAGCAUGCCUAUACGGAAGAAAUCCAAGGAUGGCAAAGGCAGCACCAUUUAUCUGUGGGAGUUCCUCCUGGCCCUUCUGCAAGACAGAAACACCUGCCCCAAGUACAUCAAGUGGACGCAGAGAGAGAAGGGCAUCUUCAAGUUGGUGGACUCCAAGGCUGUGUCCAAGCUGUGGGGCAAGCAGAAAAACAAACCUGACAUGAACUACGAGACCAUGGGGCGGGCCCUGAGAUAUUACUAUCAAAGAGGAAUCCUGGCCAAAGUGGAAGGGCAGAGGCUGGUAUACCAGUUCAAGGAGAUGCCUAAGGACUUGGUGGUGAUUGAUGAUGAAGAAGAGAGCCCUGAGACACCAGAAGACUCUUCCCAGGCCUCUACUUCCUCCACACCCUCGACCAGUACCAUCCGGAGAGCCAGCUCCAGGGUCGGAACCAGAGCCUCCCCCGAGGACAAAGAUAGCCCUCCCUGGGAGAAGCCAAAAGUCCAACACACUGGUCUCCAGCCAUCUGCAAGCUUGGAGUUAGGAUUGUCUGUAGAUGAGGAGGUUCCCACUACCUCCACCAUGCUUGCCAGCCCACUACAGAGCCAGGCCAAGCUCACCAAAACUGUGAGUCCUUCUUCAGCACCCAGUAACAUCCACCUAGGAGUAGCCCCUGUGGGACCUGGCUCCACUGUCACCCUGCAGACCAUCCCGCUGACAACGGUGCUGACCAAUGGGCCUCCUGCCAGUACUACUGCUCCAACUCAACUCGUUCUCCAGAGUGUCCCGCAGGUGUCAACAUUCAAGGACACCUUCACUUUGCAGACCUCCUUCCCCCUGAACACCAAUUUGCAAGAGAACCAGGUGGCAACCCAAGGGGCCCCACUGAUCCUCAGUGGUCUCCCCCAACUUCUGGCUGGGGCCAACCCUCAGAGUAACCCAGGACCAUCCCAGGUCAUAGGUGCUGGGUCAGCAGGGCCUAGCUCUCAGCCCCCUGGGACUGUGAUUGCUGCCUUUAUCAGGACUUCCAGUGGCACGUCAGUGCCUGUGGUAAAGGAGGGUCCCUUGAGGUCCUCUUCAUAUGUGCAGGGUGUGGUUACUGGGGCACCCGUGGAGGGGCUGUUGGUUCCUGAAGAGACCCUGAGAGAGCUCCUGAGAGAUCAGGGUCAUCUUCAGCCACUUCCGAGUCAGGUGCUCUCAAGGGGAUCCCAUAACCUGAGCCUUGUGGGGACCCAGACUCUUUCUCCCCCUAGCCACCCCACUGUUGGGCUAACCCCAGUGGCUGAGCUUGAGCUCUCAUCAGGCUCAGGGCCCCUGUUCAUAACUGAGCCUAGUGUGACCAGAUCCCCGACCCAGGCCCCUUUCUCCCCAUUCAAUCCCACUUCCCUCAUUAAGAUGGAACCCCAUGACAUAUAAACAAAGGGAUCAAAAGUAUGACCCACCGGGCAAAAUUGUGAAGCAUUUUCAUGUGGACUUAAGUAGAGUACCCGCCCUUCCAUCUCAUGGGGUGUGAGAACAUUUGAUUCCAAGUUCCCCAGGCCUAUUUGGCAUCGCUCUGACCAAAGUAUGCCCAGCUCAAGCAUCUGGCACCAGACCAGGGCCUUCAAGAGCACUAGGGAGUAGAUGUGCUCUUGGACCGAGAAUGAGCUGACUUGGUGAUGGAGGGAAAUCCACAAGCCAGGAAGCACCUUGUGGCCAGAGCUGGUCAGAGGCUUUACAGGAAGAGUUAGGCCUGGUCAUAGUUCGUUAUCUGUAUUCCUUACACAGGGAACUUACCAUCCAAUAUGUGAAUAUCUUCGUAUGCAUUUGUGUGCACUUGUGGGUCUGUAUCUUCAUUUCUUUGGGGAGGAGAGGAUGUAGAUGUCAGGUCUUUUCUGUGUUUAUGUGUGUGUCUGUUCGUCCGUCCGUCUGUCUGUCUGUCCAUUCCUAGGUCAGCCACAGAGAUGAGGCAGUUUUAAGAGAAAGCACUCUGUAACUUUUUUUUUUGGCAAGCAACAAUGCCUUUCUGAGACUGGAAGGUACUGGUCGUUUGCCCCUCCUCCCAGUCUAGAGAAAUGUCACAGAGCUGGAAAAGGUCUAGGUAGGAGAGAACCCUGCUAAGGGACAAGAGGCCAUGUAUGUUAAAACCAUAGUGCGAGAGAAAAGGAACACACUCCGUCCUGGGAGCGCUUGCUUGUCAUAAUCACCUUGCCACCAGGCUGGAACCUAGAGUCCUCUACUGAAGGUUGUGAGGCAAAGCACUUAACCAUCUAUAGGCAGCCCCAAUUAUAAAGUCCCUAGCCAGGCCUGAGUGCAUUGAAUGGUUGUGGCCAGGGCUUUUGGCUGUUUGUUUAAAAUCAGCCCUAUGCUUGACAAUAACAGCCCUUUGUGAUCCAGUACUCUUCCUUCCGUAUCUUGGGUUCCCUCUUCUCUCUGUCUGCCCUGAGAAAUUCCACCUGUCCUCAGUUGCUGUGUCCAGCCACACAGUCUCGCUCUCUCUCCCACCCUCUCCCUCUCGCAGUGGCUCUGAAAGACUUCAGGACGGCCAUUGCUUUUUAUUUCUGCCCAUCACACCUAACCCGAUUCUCGCUUCACCAAGAAGACAGGAGAGAGCACAUAUGGGUUCCUACAGCUCCUGUCAGCCCAUGAGUCUGCUUCUCUCUUUUCUGUUUCUGGAAAGAGCUCUCCUGAUCUUUCUUAGUCUCCCAGCGGAGGGUCUCCAUCUCCCUUCCUUGAAUCUGCUUGCCUCUUUCCUACCAGGUUUAGGAACAAUGUGUAGAGAUGUCACACCCAGAACCAAGUCUAGCCUCUGGUGACUUUGGUUAAUGUGAAUCAGUGCUCUAGGACCUUCUCUAUGUCCUCUAUGCCGAAACACCCACUUGACCUAACUACCUCCCUGGCUGGUCAUCGUUCUCCCUCUCCUUCCCUGGAGGAAGGAACCAUCUGUGGCUCUAUGCAGGUGUGUUUGCUACAUUCUCAGCAAUUGGCGCUGAAAUGUCUGUCCUAAUAAAAUUGGCUGAUGAUGUCAAUCUCUGGAUGGAUGGAAGGAAGGAAGGAAGGAAGGAAGGAAGGAAGGAAGGAAGGAAGGAAGGAAGGAUCUCGAGAAAAGGUCACCAUUGUUGGCGUUAAUGUUUGCUGUUCUUGUUGUGUUUGGAUUUUAGUUUUUUGGGGUUUUGAACUUGCUCUGUUGGUGAAGAUGACCUUGAACUUCUGGUUCUCUCACCCCCUCCCUUGUUCUCACGUGUGGAUCACCAUGUGGUUCUGUGGACCAAAGCCAGGACUCUGUGCAACCGUGAUGAGUACUCCUAGCAACUGUGCUACCUUCCAAGCUCAAUCAGUGUUAAUGAG